Molecule: messenger RNA, 423 nt
Organism: Scheffersomyces amazonensis
Lineage: Eukaryota; Fungi; Ascomycota; Pichiomycetes; Serinales; Debaryomycetaceae
Product: YqaE/Pmp3 family membrane protein
Exons: 1
Coding region: 1-423 (140 amino acids)
Cellular component (GO): membrane
Source: RefSeq, a predicted model, not a curated record
AUGCACUCAACUAAAGAAGAAAGAAAAGAUGAUACCCAAGUGGGGAUUCUUGUCCUUAUAGCCAUUUUUAUUCCUCCAUUAACUGUGUUUAUGAAGAGAGGUUGUGGAGGACAAUUGUUCCUUAAUCUUAUUUUAUUAUUUUUUGGUUUCAUUCCUGCCAUGAUUCAUGCUAUUUAUAUUGCAUUGGCUGACAAUAAGAAAGAUAAGGAUGUUACUCCAGUUGCUGCUCCUGCUGGUCCGCCACCACAAGCCACAAAUGCUCCUGCUCCUGCUCCAGGUACGGCACCUGUUCAACAUGUUGCUGCAAUUCCAGAAGCAACAACUACUCAGGCUCAACAAUAUGAAUUUCAAGCUCAGCAAGUGGGAAAUUACAAAUCUGAUGGUAAUCCUCCAACUUAUAAUGAUGUUAAGAAUUCUUCAUAA